Sebastes umbrosus (honeycomb rockfish) is the source of this 614-nucleotide messenger RNA. RefSeq names its product testis anion transporter 1-like. NCBI's taxonomy places the organism in Eukaryota, Metazoa, Chordata, Actinopteri, Perciformes, Sebastidae. The record is from RefSeq and is a predicted model, not a curated record. The transcript has 2 exons. Bases 247 to 531 code for a protein of 94 amino acids.
GACUUUUCGAACGCAACCCAGCUCUCAUGUCUUUAUCUUCCAGCAGUGAGAGAGGUGCAUUCUGGGUAUUGUAGUUUGUUGUAGGUGAGACAGGACACGUCUGUUCAGGUGUGUCAUGUCUGUCUCCACCGGAAGGAGUCCAGGUCCCUGGUGGACCCUGGUGGACCCUGGUGGACCUGGACUUCCCGUGGUCCUGUCUGGUUUCCGUGAUGUCAUCAGCGUGGCGGUGACCUCGUUGACUCGUUGAUGUACAGAGCAACCCGAUACGGGUCACCCGACACCUCCUCGGCUCAGCUCAGCCCGGCCGUGUCCUCGCAGUCUGCUCGCCGCCCUGCGACAUGGCGGAUGCCGGGGCCUGGAGGACGCACCAGGACGGCCCCUGGAUCCUCCAACCUGGACCUGGACCUGGACCUGGACCUGGACCUGGAACUGGACCUGGACCUGGACCUGGACCUGGACCUGGACCUGGACCUGGACCUGGACCUGGACCUGGAACUGGAACUGGACCAAACCGUGUUUGGAUCUCUCUGAUCGCAGGUGAGACUGUGACGCCAUUACUGGGACAGAAACAGAAUCCAGCAGCUGCAGAGCUGCAGAGCUCAGGUCUGAAAGGG